Nicotiana tabacum (common tobacco) is the source of this 1180-nucleotide messenger RNA. RefSeq names its product zinc finger protein GIS3-like. The record is from RefSeq and is a predicted model, not a curated record. Gene Ontology annotation, biological process: gibberellic acid mediated signaling pathway; trichome morphogenesis; trichome differentiation. Lineage: Eukaryota; Viridiplantae; Streptophyta; Magnoliopsida; Solanales; Solanaceae. Gene Ontology annotation, molecular function: transcription cis-regulatory region binding; DNA-binding transcription factor activity. Gene Ontology annotation, cellular component: nucleus.
UCCACUUAUGUCUUUACUUCCCUUUUGCUUCCCAUCUCUCUUUAAUUUCUUUCUGUCUCAUUUUCAUCUCAUAUUCUCUGUUUCCCUCUCCUUAAACACACACACACACACUAACACUUACAUAUAUUCAUACAAAACACACCUACAAAAACUCUACGUGUAUAUAUAUAACAUGGCAGAAUUGGAGUUUCAGAGUAAACAUGGUAAUAAUACUACAAGUAAUGGACGUUUAAAGUUGUUUGGUUUCAACGUAACAGAUGAUCAAGAUCAAGAAGUUGAUUCUACAACAAAAACAUCAUCAGGGUCGCCGGAAUCCGGCGGUUUUCCGGCUUCCGACGGCCGGAAAUACGAGUGUCAAUACUGUUGUAGGGAAUUUGCAAAUUCACAAGCUUUAGGUGGCCAUCAAAAUGCGCACAAAAAAGAAAGGCAACAAUUGAAACGUGCCCAAAUGCAAGCUAGUCGAAAUGCAUACAUGCGAAACCCUAUUAUCUCCGCCUUUGCUCCGCCAUCUCACCUCCUCGCUCCGCCGGGUACCAUGGUGGUUCCCUCGGCGGCAGGGUCAUCUCCGUCGUGGGUUUACGUUCCACGCGCUGCGCCGCCCUUCCACGUGUCGCAUGGUUGUCUGUUUCCAACGUCCAAUGGUGGGAGAGGUGUAGGGAACUUACAGUAUACCGGCAGUGUAGUGGAUUCGAGCUUGACAAGUGUUGGGCCUCAACAGGUAAAGGCCCACAGUGCUAAAAUUGAUGGGCCGUCAUUGAGUAGGUUUUCAGGUGGGGAUUCUGGGCCCAAUUUUGAUGAUGCAUUUGGAUUGGAUUUACAUCUAAGCCUUGCACCAGCCGCGCCUUAGCUCGGCUCAGCUCGGUUAUAAUCAGCUAGGAAGGAAGAUUUAUUUAUUUUUAUAUCCUUUUUUUCUUUUUUAUUUUGAAUUAAUUUAUCUAGAAAAUAGGAUCUUGUACAUCUCAGAUUAUUUAUUUAUUUUUUCACUCAAAGAAAAAAAAUUAUCCUUUCAUGCAUUUGCUGAUGUUUAUGUCUUUUUCUUCUUCGCCUUUUUUUUUCCUUCUUUUUACUGUCUGCAAAUUGAGGGUUCAAAGUUUGUAAAUUAUUGUACAUUGGUUGUAUGUGCAUGUAAAUAUUGAUGUGAUAUGUUAAAGAAAGUUUAGGUUACAUAUAGCUUUUGAAA